Molecule: messenger RNA, 356 nt
Organism: Uranotaenia lowii
Lineage: Eukaryota; Metazoa; Arthropoda; Insecta; Diptera; Culicidae
Product: chymotrypsin inhibitor Ani s 6-like
Exons: 2
Coding region: 23-277 (84 amino acids)
Source: RefSeq, a predicted model, not a curated record
CUACAGUAGAGAUGCGGUCAAAAUGAAGAUACUUUGUGUUUUACUUUUGUGUCUUGUCUACGUUCAGUAUUCUUCCGCUAGAUAUGCCCCUAGAGCUCAUUGUACAUUCAGAGAGUACUACACUACCUGUGAACCAUGUAAAGAACCAGUGUGUGGACAAACUACACCGAUCGAGAACUGCUCCAAAUGUAACGAAGGAUGCUUCUGCAACCCGCAGUUUGGUUACGCCCGACAGUCUCCGGACGGUCCUUGCGUUUCGUGCCCAACGACGGAAUGAAACGGAAUAAAACAGAAUGCUGGAAUCAAAUUUUGCGGUCAUGAAAGAUAGCUGUCAGCGAAAUGAAAAGUGAAAAUGA